AUGCAUGAAGGGUGGGCGGGCUGCUGGCUGGCUGGCUGGCUGGCUGGGGGUCUUGCGUGGAGCGGGUGCUGGGCUAUCGAUCAACCUUUAGCUAGACGUCUACUCUUAUCCUCCCCCCCGCCGUCUCUAACUUUACCUCUUACCUCUUCCUUUUCAUCUCUCAUCUCUCUUCCUUUUCAUCUCUCAUCUCUUCUACCCCAUUCAUUCAUCACCGGGGACGUCAGUGAUAUCAUCUCCAUCCCCACACCACACAAUUGCAAUGGCGCCCCCCUUCUCCCUCCACUUCCUCCCCAACCCCCACAACACCCCCCCACCACCCUCGUCAACCAAGAAUCCAACGGCCUAACCAUAAAAUCCCAGCACGGCCAACGCCUCUGGGACCUCUCCCAAUCCCACCUCACCACCCUCCCCCCCACACCCGCAACCCUCCUCCUCCGCAUCGGAAACCACCCCCCGGGCCGCGACCACGGCCGCACCUACUGCACCGUGCGCGUCCCCGCACAGCAGCGCAAAUACCUCUACAAGUUCUGGCUCGGCAUCGGCGAGUGGGUCGUUGCGCCCGUCCCCGCACCACAGCACCGCGCCGCACCACCCGCCCUCCCGAAUGCCACGGAAGACGCAUUUUACGGCCGCAGGCUUGCCCCCGUGAGUGAGGGCGUGUUCUGGGGGCUCGACGGCCUGCUGGGCUGCGGGUGGCAGACGGAUCAUGCACGGGUGUGUCCGGGGCGGCAUUGGGACGUGUGUAUCAGUGUCAUCCCCGCUGAUGCGGCGGGAGGCUCGCAGGACCCGCUGGUGGGGCUAUGGGGCGGCGGGGAGAAGCGGUUUACGUGUGUGAGGGUGUGUGAGGAUGCAAAGGUGGAGGCGCUGUUCCAGAACCUGAUUGGGUUUGAGCGCAGCACGCGGUGGGAGAGCCUUGCGCACUGUCUGACGGAGGUGGUGCGGCCGUGUGGGCCUGUGGGAGAGGUGGGGCUGGGGAGGAGGUGGUCGUUUGAGGAGGUGAGGGAGGGGGGCACGAGGAUGUGGCAGACGGGCUGGUUUGAGGGGAAGGAGUGUGUGGCGCUGGUGUCGAGCUUGAGUGCGCAGGUGGGCUUGAAGGCGAGGAGUGCGUUUUUGUGUGAUUGA
Morchella importuna is the source of this 1122-nucleotide messenger RNA. RefSeq lists its product as uncharacterized. Lineage: Eukaryota; Fungi; Ascomycota; Pezizomycetes; Pezizales; Morchellaceae. Bases 1 to 1122 code for a protein of 373 amino acids. The transcript has a single exon. The record is from RefSeq and is a predicted model, not a curated record.